UCGGAACCAAACGCCCCUUAGUUAUUUGCAAAAAAUAGGCACUUUAUUUUAGUUGUAAAAUUGUAUUUAGAAAAGCAAAACAAAUUUGAAAAUAUAAUACUGCAAAGGACAAGACGGUGAUAUCAGCUGUAAUCAGUGGCAUAUAAUUAUUGUUCCACCUAUAUAAUGGGCCUAAUACCUCAUGAUUUCUUUCACGUUGAGAAAAACACACACAACGUGUAUAGAAAAGGAAUUACAGAGCGUUACGUGUCCUAGGGUUUCAGCUUCUUCUUCCGCAGCCGCAACCACACAAAGCUUGAUUUGUCCUAGGUCGUCGAUUUACGUUUUAAGGGUGACUGUUUACGCCGAAGCCUAAAUCUUUAUUGAUAAAACAAAUUCAUGAUCUAAUGGAGUCAAAGGGUGGGAAAAAGAAGUCCAGUAGUAGUAAAUCCACAUUCUACGAAGCUCCCCUUGGAUACAGCAUUGAGGACAUUCGACCAAACGGAGGCAUCAAGAAGUUCAGAUCUGCUGCAUACUCCAACUUUUACCCCCACCGUAACUUUUCCGAAGAAGUUUCUGUCCUCGACGAAUAUUUUCGAAAUCUCGGCACAAGCAAGGCCUACGUUAUAGGAAAUUCUGACGAAUGCCGUAAAUGGCACGUGUACUCGGCCUUUGCCACGUCAGUCGAAGCUUCUUCUUCAGACCCUGUUUACACUCUCGAGAUUUGCAUGACUGGUUUGGACAGGAACAAAGCUUCUGUCUUUUACAAACGAGAAUCGAGUUCGCCUCUUCUCAUGACUAAAACCUCUGGCAUACGAAAAAUCUUACCCGAAUCUGAAAUCUGCGACUUUGAGUUUGAGCCGUGUGGAUAUUCCAUGAAUUCCAUUGAGGGAAGGGCAAUUUCGACCAUUCACGUCACGCCGGAGGAUGGUUUUAGCUAUGCGAGCUUUGAGGCGGCCGGGUAUAAUUUGAAGCUCGUGGGUUUUGAACAGCUGGUCGAGAGGGUAUUGGCUUGCUUUAACCCGAGUGAGUUUUCUGUGUCUGUGCAUGUCGAGUUUGGCGGGAAGUUGGUUGAAGAUUUUUGUGGGCUGCUGGAUUUUAAUGGUUAUGUUUCUGAUGAGAUGAGUCUGAAGGAGCUGGGAUUUGGUGGGUCGAUUGUGUACCAUAAGUUUGUGAGGGCUAAAGCAUUUUGUGGGUCACCCAGGUCAACUCUCAAGUGUUAUGGGGGUGAGGAUACUGAAGAAGAGGAAGAAAAGGAGUAG
Messenger RNA from Striga asiatica, 1241 nucleotides. Lineage: Eukaryota; Viridiplantae; Streptophyta; Magnoliopsida; Lamiales; Orobanchaceae. The record is from the annotation of a GenBank genome assembly.